This is a messenger RNA of Coprinopsis cinerea okayama7#130, 2133 nucleotides long. RefSeq lists its product as hypothetical. Bases 1 to 2133 code for a protein of 710 amino acids. The record is from RefSeq and is a predicted model, not a curated record. The transcript is spliced from 8 exons. NCBI's taxonomy places the organism in Eukaryota, Fungi, Basidiomycota, Agaricomycetes, Agaricales, Psathyrellaceae.
AUGACUCGACGAUCAACUCGGCAGAGAACUGAAGCAGAACACUCUCGACGCGACUCGGAAACCAGAUCAUCUGAGGACGACUCCUACGAAGUGGGGCUUUCGACUGGCUCGAAGCGCAAACGAGUUUCGGGGAGCGAAACAACCCCGACGCAGGUCUUUGGACACCUGGAUGUGGAAGGCCUCGUCAGUCUUCUACGGGUCUCUUGGAGUUUCCGAAACACGCUGCUCGAUCGGGAGUUCAGUCGAGAGAUCUGGGUGAAGGCCCUCGAGGAGGUCGUGCCAACAGUCCCACCUUGCCCCGAGGACCUGACAGAACCUGCGUAUGCCAUGCUACUCUUCGGGUACGAAUGUCAAUUCUGCCCCACUCGCAGUGCAAGAGGUACCCGUUUAUUGAUGACAUGGCGGAUGAGGGCUUGUUUCAAAUGUCUUGAGGGAAUGUUCUCAACCAAGGAGGAGCCGGCUCAUGAGCAAUGGCAUGAAAUCGUGCCCUUCUGGUCCCGUACUAGGACAGACAAAUCCGUCCUUGAUGAUGACGAUGGUGACUACUACGACGAGUGGGACAAAGACGGGGAAAACAAUACACGCCGACGAUAUCCGCACACAGGGGGUAGACUGGAAUGGUGCCAUACUGAACUACUCAGGGCUCGCCAAGAAGAGUUCGAAAACGUUCCCGACGGUGAGAAGGAGGCCUGGAAGGAGCGGAAGCGUGCCGAAUACGCAAUCAGGGAAGAACAUGCUCAAAAGGUCGAUGAAUUCAACGAAAGGCUUGUUGUUGGAAACUGGGCACUCCUGUUGCACAAGAUGGAGGACCUUGGUUUAGGCCCGUAUAUUGGGUUUCGGAGAGAUAGCGAGGAUCAGGAUCCCUCGGAUUGGUUGGUCAAUCACCAGAACACUACGUACUCGCACAGAUUCCUAUGCGCCAGGGUCGUCGAUGAUUUAUCGCAGCAGAGGAUUACCGACGCAGUCUGGGAAAGGUGGAAGGACCGCAUCAUCGAGGUUGCCCAAAAGCUGAAGAGGAUCGUCGAUGAAGAGCGACGCGAAGCGGAGUAUGAAAGAAGGUGGGCCCAUGUUCGCGACGCCUGUCGCAAGUAUCAUGCGUCGCAGCCCGUCAACGAGUUUCUGUUUGUCGCGGCCGACAUUGUCCUUCGACCGGAGAUCGACAUUGAUUACUUGCCCGACAACCCCCUCAACCAUGAUCCAGACGAUCCCCCGCGCCUUUUUUACGCUCUACGUCAUGGUCGCGAUUACCGAAUCGACAACACCGCACCGAUCGCGGACAUCUGCGCAACCUAUCGCGAGGAGAAGAAACAAUACUUGUGGGCGAUAGCGGCACCCAAAAUCAAGGAGGUUCUUGGCCUGUGCCGGGAACCGCCUAUCAUCUUCAUCGAGUCCGUCGUCGCAUUGUUCAUGUGCCGCCACUGUCCCGAUGCGUGUGCACUGCACUGGCUUCAAGCUAUUGGGCAUCACUGCCCCCUGCCCGACAAGAGCGAUGAUGAUCGUCGCGAAGAGUACACCGAAGAGGAUUGGGUCAUAGUCAAAAAUUCGAAGGUUCACCGCUGGAACACCCCAGAAGGCUCAAUCACCCUGAACGUGGAGGCUUGCCGACGGAUGAGCGACCUUCUUCCCGCGAUGGGACUCGAUUACUCUAUCUCAUUCUCUGACAUGGACCGCAUCGACCCCAUCUUUCGAUGCUUCCAUCUUUCCCCCCCUCAGCCGCAUCCGGGAAGGGCGUGGUCAACAAUUAAUUGUUGGUUGUUUCAAGGGACCAUGCUGGAUUGGAGACUGGCCGCGGCUGUUCAUUCUUGUGAGAUUCACAACCUUGAAGAAGUCGACGAGGAGACGGCCGAAUACGUUCGGGAUCGCAUGAAUGAAGCUCGGGCGAGGGACAGGAAGACCUGGUCGCUGGUGUGCGGCAGGUGCAAGUUCAAUCACAACGAUGGACGGAUGAUGGCGCAUCACGUACAACAAAAGUGUCACCCAAUGCCUUUCCCGGGAAUAGUACCGGGUUACGUCCGACACGACGGGGAAGUCACGCUUUUGAUGAACGUGGUAGAGGGAUGGCUGUACAAUCCUCCUAUGCGCGCCCCCUACCUGCAUCGCAUCAAGUAUGAGGGACCUUUGGGAUACCUGUGA